Molecule: messenger RNA, 9734 nt
Organism: Balaenoptera acutorostrata (minke whale)
Lineage: Eukaryota; Metazoa; Chordata; Mammalia; Artiodactyla; Balaenopteridae
Gene: ZNF398
Product: zinc finger protein 398
Exons: 6
Coding region: 377-2302 (641 amino acids)
Biological process (GO): negative regulation of transcription by RNA polymerase II
Cellular component (GO): nucleus
Molecular function (GO): RNA polymerase II transcription regulatory region sequence-specific DNA binding; DNA-binding transcription repressor activity, RNA polymerase II-specific
Source: RefSeq, a predicted model, not a curated record
AGCGAAGCCCAGCCAGCCGGUGGGGCGCAAGUGGCCGCCGGGGCCGGCAGGGGGCGCGCUGCCGCGGCGGGCGGGCGGCGCGUCUAGGCCCGAGCGGUCCCGGGGGUGCGCUCGGUGCCCACAAAGCGCCAGCUGAGGGGCCGUUGCGGGCUGAGCGCGGCUGAGCCUGCCCGCCACCCGAGCUCCACCGGCCGGCCGCCCCGCGCCUCUGCCGCGUCCCCGCGCCCCGAGCAGCCGGGCCCGACGGCAGUGCGAGAGCGGGGUCGGGAAGGCAGGGCCGGGCGGGCGCCGCCUGCGGAGAGGCCGGGGGCCGGCCUGCGUGGGGCAGCGCGGAGGCGGCGGCGGCGACUCCGGCGGGGCCGGACAGCGCAGGACCAUGGCCGAGGCAGCCCCGGCUCCGACUUCUGAAUGGGACUCCGAAUGCCUUACAUCCCUGCAGGCGCUUCCUCUUCCCACACCCCCAGCAGCAAAUGAAGCACACCUGCAGACUGCGGCCAUCUCCUUGUGGACAGUAGUGGCGGCCGUGCAGGCUAUCGAGAGAAAGGUGGAGGUCCACAGCCGGCGACUCCUGCACCUGGAAGGACGGACAGGGACGGCCGAGAAGAAGCUGGCCAGCUGCGAAAAGACAGUGGCUGAUCUCGGGAACCAGCUGGAGGGCAAGUGGGCGGUGCUGGGGACCCUGCUGCAGGAGUACGGGCUGCUGCAGAGGCGUCUGGAGAACUUGGAGAAUCUGCUGAGGAACAGGAACUUCUGGAUCCUGCGGCUGCCCCCCGGUAUUAAAGGAGAUAUCCCAAAGGUGCCUGUGACAUUUGAUGACAUCUCCAUCUACUUUUCCACUCCAGAGUGGGAAAAAUUAGAAGAAUGGCAAAAGGAACUUUACAAGAAUAUCAUGAAGGGCAACUACGAGUCUCUCAUUUCCAUGGAUUAUGCCAUGAAUCAACCUGAUGUCUUAUCUCAGAUUCAGCCAGAAGGGGACCAUAAUACAGAGGACCAGGCAGGGCCAGAGGGAAGUGAGAUUCCCACAGAUCCCAGUGAAGAGCCUGGCAUUUCAACAUCGGAUAUUCUGUCUUGGAUUAAACAAGAGGAAGAGACCCAGGUCGGCACCCCACAGGAGCCCAAGGAGAGUGACAUGUGCAAAAGCACCUAUGCCGACGAAGAGCUUGUCAUCAAAGCUGAAGGCCUCGCCAGAGCCUCCCUGUGCCCCGAGGUGCCCGUCACCUUCUCUUCUCCGCCGGCAGCAGCAGCUAAGGAUACGUUUCCGGACGUGGCCUUCAAAAGCCCGCAGUCUGCGCCCAUGGCGCCGUUUGGACGUCCAGCCACCGACCUGGCCGAAGCCUCUGAGGGACAAGUGACUUUCACUCAGCUGGGCAGCUACCCCCUCCCGCCUCCGGCCGGGGAGCAGCUGUUCUCGUGCCACCACUGCGGCAAGAGCCUCAGCCAAGACAUGCUGCUGACCCACCGGUGCGGCCCUGCAGGGGAGCGCCCGGCCCCCUGCGCCCAGUGCCCCAGGCACUUCCCCCCGCACGCCGACCGCGGCCCCCAGCCGCCCGCCGGCGAGACGCCACCCACCUGCCCACACUGCGCCAGGACUUUCACUCACCCGUCCAGACUCACCUACCACCUUCGGGUCCACAACAGCACCGAGCGCCCCUUCCCCUGCCCCGACUGCCCCAAGCGCUUCGCCGACCAGGCGCGCCUGGCCAGCCACCGGCGAGCCCACGCCAGCGAGCGGCCCUUCCGCUGCGCGCAGUGCGGCCGGAGCUUCAGCCUGAAGAUCAGCCUGCUGCUGCACCAGCGGGGCCACGCGCAGGAGCGGCCCUUCUCCUGCCCUCAGUGUGGCAUCGACUUCAACGGCCACUCGGCCCUGAUCCGCCACCAGAUGAUCCACACGGGCGAGCGGCCGUACCCCUGCCCUGACUGCAGCAAGAGCUUCAUGCGCAAGGAGCACCUGCUCAACCACCGGCGGCUGCACACGGGCGAGCGGCCCUUCAGCUGCGCACACUGCGGCAAGAGCUUCAUCCGCAAGCACCACCUCAUGAAGCACCAGCGCAUCCACACGGGCGAGCGGCCCUACCCCUGCGCCGAGUGCGGCAGGAGCUUCCGCUACAAGCAGACGCUCAAGGACCACCUGCGCUCGGGCCACGGUGGCGGCUGUGGUGGGCAUAGUGACCCCUCUGGACAGCCGCCGGACCCCCCGGGCCCCCUCCUAACUGGGCUCGAAACCGCUGGCCUGGGCGUUAACACCGAAGGUCUAGAGGCCAAUCAGUGGUAUGGGGAAGGGACUGGAGGCGGGGUUCAGUAAAUGUCUCUCCUUUCAGGGUUAGCCGUGCUGGCAGCGGGGCAAGAGGCAAGCCCAGAAGCCCCUGCACCCCGCUAACCCGGUGGUAAUGCCCGCCUGGCACGUCAGUGAAUCUGGGGUCCUGUGCACUUGACCAGAGCCGUGCUUGAGUUUCGGAACUUCACAAGAGCAGCACAUUGUGAAACCCAGGAAGACCCGGAAGAGAGCCCAGCUUCCCCAUCUUUUCAAAAACAUUACCUAAGCAGAAGUUAUAAGAACGUUGCAGAGAGGUUGGAAAGCAAGAUUCGGCCUCUGGUGAUCCAUCACAGGGUAAUUCGGCCUCUGGUGGUCCAUCACUAGGCAGAGUCAGGUGCGUGGAAGAGCCUCCAAGGCUUGAAGCCCAUUCUGCGGCAGAGAAUGUUUAACUGAGCCUUUCAUCACCUCCUUGAUGGUAGGACGGUUGCUAGAAGAAAGUGCCCAAGCCUGGGCCCCACUCCUGUUCCUCCCAGACAGUGGCUCCAGUUGGCUCACGUGCUUGGGUGCCGUCUCUCCUGAAGUGAUGACUCAAGACUGCCUUCCUAGGUCUGCUAGAUUAAUUCUUCUAAUAUAUUUUAAUACUGGAUGAGCAGAAAGUCUGACUUUAAAAGCUUCUUAAGGAGAACAGUUCUUUCACUAGCUUAAUUUGAAGCAUUCAGGCUUUUACUGCCAUUUAAACUGCUAGAAACUUUUGCCGGGGUCCUGGUUAAAAAUUUGGGAGCAGGAUUCUCAGCCCCAGCUUUAAAAGCUAGAGAUCCCCGAGAAGUGACAGAACAGCCUAGAGUUUGUGCCUGAACCCUGUUUCUUAGAGUCACUUAUGUCAUAUUCUUCCUUAUUGUUUCCAAGCAAGUAAGCUGGCUUUUCCAUUCCCGGUGUCUGAUAUUCUGACAAUCAUCAGCAGAAAAGGUCACAGCACUUUCCAGAAGCAUUACAGAGUUUUGGAAGGUGCCAGUGGACUCUCACCUUUCACUUCCUCAGUACUGAGAUGAUAGUUACAAUGCCGCUUUCUUGAGCCAGCAGGGUGUCUGUUCACCCCCUCCCCCGGCGAUGGGCAGAUUGAGGGACUUCGUAGGCCCCUGAGAGCUAAGCACCAGGUGUGGAUGAGGACAGCCUCUUCCUGCUGGCUUUGCUUCUGGGGACCUUGGCUACCGUGUGUUCUUUUGUCAGGGUCGGUCAGUCAGUCACCUGGGAGCAUCUGAGCCUGGUCCCAUUCCCAAGUGGCUUUGCAGUUGGGCCAGUUUCCCUUUACAGAUCUCAGAUUUUCAUCUGCAAAAUGAGGCUGGUGAAAGGAAAAAAAGUGAACCUUUAGAAUUAAAAAAAAAAAAAUUUUGUACAUUCCUUCUCCUGCCAAAAUCCUGUCUCUAUCUCUGGCUUUUAUCCAGGCAAAGCAAAAUAAGACAGCAAAAUCAAAGCAGCGACAUUCUUGCUGAAACUUGACUGAAAUCAGUUUGAUUUGUUGUUUUACUCUUGCUUGGAGACUGAGGUAGAAGACAGAGAAUGCAGAAGUCCUAAGUCUUGGGCAGAAAAGUUGUCUGUACCUGUACUCUCCUGUUUCCCCUGAAUCUUCCUGAGACGGCUGUGACAGGGUCUGCGAGUAUUUAGACAAGACACUUUCUUGAUGAAAUGAUAAGGGAAGGACCCAUUUUUUCCCUUAUCACCCAGCCCAAACCUCACCCUUCCUAGUUAUGUGUAACUACACUAGGAAAAAAGUGUCACCCCAGCUAGCUUUGCUCCUGGGAAUGCUCUGUCUGAACAUGCUGCUCUUUAGGAUAAUCACAUGUAUACAACAUCUGUGACAUUCUUAACACCAAGCAUCAUGGGAGGCCUAAGAAAUGUGUAUGAGACCUAUUCCACGGUCAUAACUUACAGUCUAAAGGCAAGGGUAUGGGACAAACCAAGAGGGAUGAUAAACAGAACCCUGGCAUAUGGGAUUAAGAGUUUUCUAGCUAGAAUCUGGACCCAUACCAUGGAAAAUUGGGGGGUUCUGGGGAUCCCAAAACCAGGGUUCCAGCUUUACUGGUGACCCACUAGGAACUUGAGUGUGAGAUCCAGCUCUGGUUUGCAUCCUGAUCUUCCUAAUGAAAAGGAAGAAGAGUCAGAUCUUUAUGUGGUGAGGUCCCUUUUCUGAACAGAUGGAUUUGAGCAUUCGCCAGGGUUUGCUGGAGAAGGCACUCCUACACUAGGUGUGAUGAUGGAUGAGAUAACAUGGAAAUUCUUUUUUACUCAAAGGUUUACUGAGGACACAGAGCUUAUUAAUGAGAGAGACCUGUGGAUUCAAAUGCUGCAGAUAGGUCCCACAGUCCCUUUUGCAAGGAACUGUAGCCAGCAGGGACCCACACUUUGGCAAGAAGUGAACAGAGUUCAAAUACCAGUGAGGCAAGAGCCGUGAAGCUGAAUGAAAGGGAAUGGGCAGCAUCACGCCAGAAAGAUGGAAGUAGAUGUUAUCCAAUCCUCAGCCCUUGAACAAACUAGGGGUUCAGCUACUGUACUUUCUGGUCUCCUUUCCCUCCACCAGUCCUCUACCAGGUAGAACUCCAGGCCAGCUCUAAAUUCGAGUUUGUUUGCUUAAGGUUCAAAAGUGGAUAAGUAAAAUAGACCAGUGGAAAAGAUAAGUCCAACAGAGAGGUUCCAGUGUGUGGAGAAACGUGGUCCAUCAAGGGCUCCUGAGACAAACCAUACACUUAACAGUAACUGAGGAUUGGUCUUCCUGACCAGACACAGUGGGAAAGAGGAAAACCUAGAAACGUGCUCUUCAUCAGUCUGCCCGCUGGGCUGGGAAGUCUGUACUAUCACAUAAAUAGGCACCAUCUCCUUGGAGUGGAUCCAGCUGUUGACUGUAACCAGAGUCACUCUUUGCUUACUAGAUUUUUCAUUAUCACCGUAAGAUGAACCUCUGGCUCAGCCACAGAUGUGAACAUAAAUGGAGUUGAUUGUCCAGAAAGUGAAAGAAGACUCUGAUCUUUUCUGCUGGAUAUUUGUUACUGGAACACCAUGGCUGGGCUCUAGCUACUUUACAUAACUUCCCAGCAGUGCUUUACAUAACUUCCCUCAUCAUUAGUAAUAGUCUGCGGACUUUCUGUUGGGGGACUCUGCUGGGCUUCUUUUUGGAGCAUUUUUAAAUAUUUGGGUGUCCAUGCCUAUCUCAACCAGGACCAGACCUUAUGGCUUACUAGGGAGUAACAAAUGUUCACUGUCUCAGUCGGCAACAGUCUUGUUGAUAAAAGAGGGCCCGAGUUCCUUUAUCUGUUCUUUCUGAAUGGGAUGGAGAACCCAAACUUCUGCUCAGAUUUCCUCUUGAGGAGGGGCAGGGCAUGCUGUCCCACAGCCACAUCCCACACUGUAGCUUCUUAGACAAUAAAAAGCAUCCUCCUCGGCUGUCUGGGGGCUGCUGAGGAGCGAUGAGGAAAAGCAAGUCUCCCCAAAAGGUUCUCACAGACCGGGGACUCUGUUAUCAUCAGAGAUAUGUUCUUUCUGUGUGCUCGGUGGACACCUUUGACCCUGUUCCCUUCACUCGACAAAGGAAGCAGUCUUCUCGCAGGGUUUUACACAGAGGACAUUCUUUGACUUGGCAAGUGUCAGGCUCUUACAAGCAAAAGAUCCUCAAGUUAGGGCAAAUUGGUGGGAGAUGGGAGUAGGGAGUGCUUGGGUCUUGUAAGGACACGUCAUGUGGGUUAGUACAGCUUAAUGGCUUAAAGCAGGGACUAGAUUCAGACCUAGAUUCAAGUCCUGACAUCAUAAGAAGUAACAUAACAUAUUAUUUAGCCAUCCUGAGCCUAGUUUCCUUAUCUGUAAAAUAGAAUGGUGCUGUGUCUCGGAGGUGUCAGGGUUUGGGGGCAACCUGUGAAAGUGCUUAGCACAGAGCCUGGCACACACAGGUGUCGGGGCAGCCGUCAGGAAAGGUGCAGGCCCAACCAGAGAGGGGAAGGUGCAGAGGACUGAGGUCGCUCUGCAAAAGCACGUGAUUGCUUGAUGACGUAGCUUUUGCCUUCCAUCUUUUGCUUCCAUCUAGCCUGUUCGUUCACUCUGUCUUUUCUGUAUCUCCUGGCUCCCAAAAGUCUGUGUGUGCCCUGACACCAGGUGGUUCUGGUUCUCUUGACUUUUCUUAGUUCACAUUCUAACACGUGGGGUCUGGCCCAGCUCCUCUUUCUAUACCAGGCCGCAGAAGUCUCCAUCCAGCCCUUGGACUGGCUGCCCUUGGGUUACAUGCUCAUCUUGGUUCAGUCAGCUGUAGUCAGGAGGGAAGGUCCCAGAUCCCAGGAUCUGUGGGCCUGGUAGACUGACUUGGGAAUGGGCCAACCGUGGCACAGUGGGGCAUUUCUAGUACUGCGAGGAGAGGAAAGACUCUGUUUCACCUGUAUCAGGCUUCCUUGAAAGGCUUCUACUUCAUCAGCACAUCCGAGACCAGAGCUCAUGGCCCCUGCGUAAAGGACCUGGAAGGUGCUGUUUCUGUAUCUUGCAAAAGAAGUAAUUUGUUACUUUCUAGGGUGUUAUUCCUCCUCUCUGUCCCAGCUCCACUUUCUUUUUAAAUAUGUAACUCUGGCCAUAAUUCUAUUUAUACACACAUACACAAUGACUUCUGUCAGCUUGGUCAAACUGCCUCUUCAAAACGAAACAUAAUUCCACCCCUUAAGACCAACCGCCCACUGAAGAAUGCAGAGAGAUACAGUCAAAUCAGAGAGGCCUCAAAAGUACUGCGCUGCAAUGCUCUUAAAAUUGCCAGGUUACAUUUCAAAUAAAAUAUUUGGUAAAACCUCAUUGGGCUACGUGGCUUUGUGUCUGCUAUUAGCAAAGCCAGUAUUUACUGUAAAAUCUUGAAGCUGGUCUAAAAAUUAAGCUACCCAAGAACUGGGGCCAUGUCUUAUUUUGUAUUCCUCCUGGUGCCACAUGCUGUCAGGGACGUGGAUGCUCGAUGAGUGAUCGUGCAGUGGGAGGACCACCUGAGUAGGGAUUACAAACGAUUCUGGUUGUAGCUUAACAUUCUCUACCUGCUUGGUUCAGAGCAAGCCACUUAAAUUGUGUACAUCUCAUUUUCCUAAUUCUAAUGGGCAGAUUGAACAAGGUGGUAGUAGAAGGUCCCUUCCAACUCUAAAAUCAUAGAAUUUAAGAUUUUACUUCCUGGUCCUGUUUUCCUUGUCUGGUUUCUCCCCAGAUUCUGCCUUAUUGAGUGAUUCCUUUGACACAGCAGAAUCAACACCUUGGAGAGGUACACAUUAUUACAGAUUCAAGAGUCUCAUUCUAACCAUAUUAUGAUUACUCCAAAACCACACAAACUGACAAAAUUCUAGCAAAACUAAAAUUUCGUUUGAAUACACAGUAUGUAUUUGACUGCACUUUUAAGCAUAGGAAGACACACCAAAAUAAUAGUUGUUCUAGGGUGCUGGGGUCAUUCAGUGGUUACUUUUUCCUGUAUAUUUUGUGUAAUGUAAAACAUUUUGUAUAUAGCACUUCUAAUGCUUUUAUAAGAAUAAGGAUUAUCAUAAUGAAAGAGGUCCUGGAAAGGAAGUCAGGGAGCCUCUUGCUUUGGUCUUCUCACUCGCAGUGUGAGGCUAGUACACACUUUACCAAGUUUACCUAAGGUGUUGUGAGGCUCAAAUGAGGGAAGGUCUUAAAAAGUGCUUUGAAACAUACUGCAAGCCUAAGAAGAAAGUGUUGAUAUAGUAGGUGCAGGAGAAUUACUUGUUGAUCAGUUACACAGUUUCCUGGAUGUUACUUAAAUGAUGCUUCUCUUCAGUCAAGACUGGGCAGUGGUUGUUUCUUCACUUCCAGUUUGCUUGCCUGUGCUGGGGGGAAGCUAGCCUGAGAUUGCAAUUUGGGAAGCAGUGAGAGAACAGAAGUACGUGUGGGCAGAGACUGAAAAAAAGUUUGAUGCAGAAAAUAUCAGGGUGACAUAUAUAAUGUGACCUAUAUAAUGUGUUGACUUCUACCAGCAACUCAGGCGAGAUAACCAGUUUUAUGUAUAUGAGGAAUUAUAACAAAUUGGAAAGGCAGGCAUAUUCCUGGAGAGAUUGGUUUAAACAGAAUUCAAAAUUAAGGAUGUACGUAAAGCUAUGUACAUCAAAUCAGUUCUUGGCUUUGAGGUUGUAGUUUAAAAAAAUUAUAUAAGAAAAACAAUAUCUGCAAGCCAACCUCAAUGAGUAAACAGCAGAAUAAAACAAUGAACAAGAAAAGUUAAGUCAAUCAUUUUUUAGUAUUAGUCAGUAAGUAAUAAUUUGGGAUGUUUAUGCCCCCAGGGAGAUCUUGUGGGGCUGAGACAAGGACCUGAGAAACAGCAGGGAGCCCUUCUUAUGCUGCUUUGUUCUUGGCCGGUCAUUAGAAUAACCUGGGGAGCUAAAAAAAAUAUUUAUGUCGCGGCUCACCCUGGCAUGAUUUGAUUCAUCUGGGAUGGGGCCUAGAUGUUUUGUUUUUUAAAGUUCCCCCAAGUGAUUCUAAAGUGCCUGCAAGUUUAGAAGAUCAUAGAAAGAGAAAGUGAAUUCUUGGACUGGAAAUGACCAGUUAGCCUGCUUUCCCAGAACAGGGAGCUGUGGACUGAAGAUGAAUAAAAGGAUUUUUGAAUCCACAAUGGGAAGUCCUAAUUUGAUUCUAGAGGCAGGACUCGGAAGGAAAUAAGGCUAUGGGAAUGGCUGUUGAAAAAGUUCUGAGUGACCUCAGCAGUUAAGUUAGGAGCUCCAGAGGCAGCAUCCAUUUUAGCUGUGCCCACGGCAGGCUCUGUGCAGAGACCUGGUAUGGACAGGCCGCUGCGCGAGCAUAGGUGGGAACAGCACCAGCGCCUGCGCCGCCGUCCUCCCUAACCUCCGUCGUGGUGAGGCCAGCACCUCUGUGUAAGAGCAGCUUGCUGGAGAACCGAAAGGGACUGUGGUGAUGUCAUUACCAGCUCAGAUUUAACAAUAAUACACGGUUUUAAUACCUUAUUGGUUGCUUUUAGAAAAACCAGUAUUAUUCUGCAUGAGCACUAGACUAUUUUGAAUGAAUUUUGACCAUUUUUAAUAAUCAGCCUAGGGACUUCCCUGGCGGUCCAGUGGUUAAGACUUCGCCUUCCAAUGCAGGGGGUGCAGGUUCGAUCCCUGGUCAGGGAGCUAAGAUCCCACGUUCCUCGCGGCCAAAAAACCGAAACAUAAAGCAGAAACAAUAUUGUAACAAAUUCAAUAAAGACUUUAAAAAUGGUCCACAUCAAACAAACAAACGAAAGAAACCCCAAAAACAAACAAACGGAAAACAAAAAAAAGUCACCCCACACUUAAAUGUUGAAGGGUUGCCCACUGAGAAGAUUCAAGAGGAUGUACUGCACUUAUCACCAACAUAAAACGUGUCUUCUGCAUGAAGGGUUUCUGAGCCCUGGCGCCUGUGUUUAGGACUGUCGAGUAGCUUACUCAGUCACCAAGCCGUCACAUAUCGAGGAAAGUGCCACAGAGUCAUUAAGAAC